Molecule: messenger RNA, 2619 nt
Organism: Aspergillus ruber CBS 135680
Lineage: Eukaryota; Fungi; Ascomycota; Eurotiomycetes; Eurotiales; Aspergillaceae
Product: karyopherin beta
Exons: 3
Coding region: 1-2619 (872 amino acids)
Biological process (GO): protein import into nucleus
Cellular component (GO): nucleus; cytoplasm
Molecular function (GO): small GTPase binding; nuclear import signal receptor activity
Source: RefSeq, a predicted model, not a curated record
AUGGAUGUUACUCAGGUGUUGGCGAGUACCCUGUCGCCAGAUGCGGCGACACGUACGAAUGCCGAACAGCAGCUCGCCCACGCUGCGGAGGUUGACUUUGCCGGCUACCUCACCACCCUGGGCCAAGAAUUGGCAAACGAAGCCUCCCAACCGCACAUCAGAACCGCCGCCGGUCUUGCGCUUAAAAACACUUUCACCUCUAGAGAUUUGGCCACACUACGCGAAGUGCAAGGGAGAUGGAUUCAACAAAUCACCCCCGAAAUCAAGACUCAGGUUAAGGAACUUGCUCUUAAGACAUUGACUUCCAAGGAUGCCCGUGCCGCCACCUCCUCCGCUCAGUUCAUCGUCUCCGUCGCUGCCAUCGAACUGCCCCGCAAUGAGUGGCCGGAACUCAUGAACACCCUCGUUCAAAACGUCGCUACCGGUUCCGAUCAACUCAAACAGGCUUCCUUGAUCACUAUUGGGUAUGUCUGCGAGUCUCAGGACCCCGAGCUCCGGGAAAGCCUUGCUGCCCAGUCCAAUGCCAUCCUCACCGCUGUCGUCCAGGGUGCCCGUCGCGAGGAGCCCAACAUGGACGUGCGGAAUGCCGCAAUCACUGCUCUUGGUGAUUCUAUCGACUUUGUUCGGACCAACAUGGACAAUGAGGGUGAGCGGAAUUACAUCAUGCAGGUCGUCUGCGAGGCCACCCAGGCCGAUGAUCUCCGUGUCCAGGCCGGUGCCUUUGGCUGUCUCAACCGUAUCAUGGGGUCGUACUAUGAGAAGAUGCGCUUCUACAUGGAGAAGGCUCUGUUUGGUCUCAGCAUUAUGGGUAUGAAGAGCGAGGAGGAGGAUGUUGCCAAGCUUGCCAUCGAAUUCUGGUGCACAGUCUGCGAAGAGGAAAUUGCGAUCGAAGAUGACAAUGCUGCGGCUCAGGCCGAAGGUGUUACGGAGAUGCGCCCCUUGUUUGGCUUUGCUCGUGUCGCAUGCAGAGAGGUUAUUCCCGUUCUCUUGCAGGACAUGUGCAAGCAGGAUGAGGACGCUGGCGAGGACGAGUACAACAUUGCUCGCGCCGCCUACCAGGCUCUACAGCUCUACGCUCAGUGCGUUCAGGGUGAGGUGAUGCAGCCCGUUUUGCAGUUCGUCGAGGAAAAUAUUCGCAACGAGGAUUGGCGCCGUCGUGAUGCCGCCGUUGCCGCCUUCGGUGCCAUCAUGGACGGUCCCGACCCCAAGAUCCUGGAGCCCUUGAUCAAGCAGGCUCUGGGUGUUCUCAUUGGUAUGAUGGAGGACAGCUCCGUCCAGGUUCGCGACUCGGCUGCUUUUGCCUUGGGUCGUGUGUGCGACUUCUGCUCCGAGACUCUCGACCCCGAGGUUCACCUCCAGCCCCUGAUCUCUUGCCUCUUCAACGGUCUUGCCAGCACUCCCAAGAUCGCCAGCUCUUGCUGCUGGGCUUUGAUGAACGUUGCCGAUCGCUUCGCUGGUGAAAUUGGCGCACAGACCAACCCUCUUUCGAGGCACUUCCAGGAGAGUGUCAAGUCUCUCCUGACUCUCACUGAGAGACAGGAUGCUGACAACCAGCUCCGCACUGCUGGAUAUGAAGUUCUCAACUCUUUCGUCACCAAUGCUGCCAACGACAGCCUGCCCAUGGUUGCCACUCUGUCGGAUGUCAUGCUCCAGCGUCUCGAGCAGACCGUCCCCAUGCAGGCCCAGGUUGUCAGCGUCGAGGACCGUAUCACCCUGGAAGAGAUGCAGACCAGCUUGAUCAGCGUUGUUCUUGCCAUUGUUCAGCGUCUCGAAACCGAGAUUAAGCCCCAGGCCGAUCGCAUCAUGCACACCAUGCUUCAGGUUCUCACUACUGUUCCUCCCAAGUCGAGUGUGCCUGAUGUUGUGUUCGCUACUGUUGGUGCUAUUGCUGGCGCUCUCGAAGAAGACUUCGUCAAGUACAUGGAGCCUUUCAGCCCCUUCCUGUACAAUGCUCUUGGCAACCAGGAAGAGCUCGGUCUCUGCUCCAUGGCCAUUGGCUUGGUUAGCGACAUUGCACGCGCAUUGAACGAGAAGGUCCAGCCUUUCUGUGACACCUUCAUGAACCACUUGCUCAACAACCUCCGGAGCACCGCCAACCAGCUCAAGCCUGCCAUCCUCGAAACUUUUGGUGACAUUGCCCAGGCUAUCGGAACUCAGUUCGACACCUAUCUACCUGUCGUUGCUCAGGUUCUCCAGCAGGCCUCUACCGUUACCACCAGCGCUGAUAUCACUAUUGAAAUGCUCGACUACAUCAUCUCUCUCCGUGAGGGUAUCAUGGAUGCCUGGGGUGGUAUCCUCCUGUCCUACAAGGGCACUCCUCAAGCGGUCCAAUUGCAACCCUUCGUUGAGUCGAUCUUCCAGCUUCUUCACAUCAUCUCGCAAGACCCUGGCAGCCGGAGUGAGGGAUUGAUGAGAGCAUCCAUGGGUGUUGUUGGUGACCUCGUUGAUGCUUUCCCCAACGGCGAGUUUGCUGGCUUCUUCCGCCAGGACUGGGUUACCGCCCUUGUUCGGGAGACCAGGACAAGCCGCGAGUAUGGUCCUCGCACCAUCGACACUGCUCGGUGGGCUCGUGAGCAAGUCAAGCGCCAGGUCAACAUUGCCACUGCUGCCAUGUCAUAA